AUGGAAGCCGCAUCCCGCCUCGCCCUGUUGGCCGUCGUCGCACGCGCGGGCAGCCCGCUGCCGAAGGACGAGAAGGCGCCGUGGAGCCCGUCGUCGGCGGCGUACCUACCCCUGAUCACAGUCGAGGACUGCGAUGUCGAAGCCGGCGGUGGCGGCCACUGGGAAGGCAAGAGGUUGCUGUAUCAGAACAGCGCGAGGUCCUCCUCGAGGAGGGGAAGUGGUGGUCGUGGUCGAGACGACGUCGCGGCGGGGCAUUGCAGCGGGGUGGAGGAGGGCGGGCUGAGGACGGGCGGGCUGGAGAGCGUCGCGUGGUGGGUUCUGCUGUGCCUGGAGUGUUUUCUCAUCGGUGCUGUCGAGGGGUGGAUCAUCUACAUGGUGUACGACGGCGGUGACUACGUCGUCUGGAAUUGGCUCUGCGACUACGCGUCCCCGGCGCUCGUGAUCCUCUUCAGCGUCGCCCUCUCCGCCGCCCUGCUCCGCGGCGUCGGCUGUUCGGGGCGGUUGGGGGACCUGGCGUUCCAGGCCGCCGGCUUGGUGUUGGCGACCUUCUGCACCGUCGUCGUGUGUGUUGGCGUCGGCGAGGGCAGGAGGCGGAGGCGGAGGAGGGGGAAGCCAAACGGUGAGCGAGGUGAUGAGGAAAAGGGGUUGAGGGUCGUGGUGGGACUCGCAGUGAAGAUGUGGUUCCUGUUCUUCAUCGGCUUCUGGUGCGCCGUCUUUCAGUGGUACAGCGCAGACAAGCAAGAGAGGCGGCGGCGGACGGUGGUGGCGCGGAGGAAAGGGAAGCGUGUCGGGUACGGCACGACGUUGGGCGCGUUGGCGACGGUGGAUGAGGCCUGCGAGGGCGUUGUGGGUGAUCUCUGA
Colletotrichum higginsianum IMI 349063 is the source of this 861-nucleotide messenger RNA. RefSeq lists its product as uncharacterized. The transcript has 3 exons. Bases 1 to 861 code for a protein of 286 amino acids. The record is from RefSeq and is a predicted model, not a curated record. Lineage: Eukaryota; Fungi; Ascomycota; Sordariomycetes; Glomerellales; Glomerellaceae.